Molecule: messenger RNA, 1213 nt
Organism: Benincasa hispida (wax gourd)
Lineage: Eukaryota; Viridiplantae; Streptophyta; Magnoliopsida; Cucurbitales; Cucurbitaceae
Source: RefSeq, a predicted model, not a curated record
ACAAUGGUUUCACGCCGUCCAAACAAACCUUUCUAUUCAUCUGCCACCCCACGCGCAAUCAAUACCCUUUUUCAUUUUUCAUUUCUUUUUUAAUCUCUAUAGUUUAUAUAUAUAUAUAUGUAUCCUCUUUUUAUUCUUGCAUUCAAAUAAUCUUCUAUAAUCUCUCUUCUAUUCUUCUAUUUUCACAUCAAGACUUCACAAACCACCUACAAGAUUUCUAUAAUAAGAAGUUAGGCCAUCAAUGGAGAUUUUGGAGUCAUGUGUGCCACCAGGCUUUAGGUUUCAUCCAACUGAGGAAGAACUUGUUGGUUAUUAUCUCAAAAGGAAGAUCAACUCACAGAAGAUUGACUUAGAUGUCAUUGUUGAUAUUGAUCUUUACAAAAUGGAGCCAUGGGAUAUCCAAGCUAAUUGUAAAUUUGGUUACGAGGAGCAAAAGGAAUGGUACUUCUUUAGUCAUAAGGACCGAAAAUACCCGACAGGAAGUCGAACGAACCGAGCUACAAGUGCUGGAUUUUGGAAGGCCACAGGGAGAGAUAAGGCAGUUUUGUCAAAGAAUAGAGUGAUUGGAAUGAGAAAGACAUUGGUGUUUUAUAAAGGUAGAGCUCCAAAUGGAAGAAAAACUGAUUGGAUUAUGCAUGAAUAUCGUCUCCAAAACUCUGAACUUGCACCUGUUCAGGAAGAAGGUUGGGUGGUCUGUAGGGCAUUCAAAAAACCAAACCCUAAUCAAAACCAAGUCAUUGGAGCUUGGAAUAGCCAUCAACAUCAAGCCUUACAUUAUGAUCUCAGAAACAACAACAGUAAUAAUAGUCAAUUUGUUAGGUCCCCUUCAUUUUCAGAUGCCAUGACCCCUCACACUCAAAUGGUCAACUCCUCUGACCAACAACUCUCAAAUUUGCACCACUCCUAUGCCUUUGAUCUUCACCACCACCAACUACAACAACAACAAGAUUAUCGAUUCAUCCAACUCCCGAAUCUCGAGAGCCCAACGCUCUCGACAAGCUUUGGGACUAACGAAACGAAGAUAAAUAAUAAUCAUGACGGUCCGUACCUCGAAUGGAAUGUUGAUUUUGACGAUUUACUCUCUUCGUCGCAGAUUGUCGAAACGUCGUCUUCUUCUUACCCUAAUUUGGCUCAAACUUUUGUUGACUUUUGUAAUGAUGUAUGAAAGCAAAAAUGCUGAAAAUUAUUUAAAAACAUGAUUUUAGAGUGUUUU